AUGGAGGAGGCCCCACUUCCGGAUUAUGGUGGCGACGGUGUUGAUUAUAGUUAUCUAUUUGCAACAAAUGAAAUAUUCGAUGGAUUUGAAAACGCAGCGAAUUGGGCAAAGCAAGUGGCUAUCGGAUCGGGGUUCAUAUUGAUAAGUAGCUCGUACAAAACGACGCAAAAAGAUGGUCGUAAGUACCGCUACUUGAAAUGCGAUCGGGGAAGGAGGGAAAACAAUUGUAGGGAUCCAGAGACCGCAAAACGACCAAACACAAAGAGUAAGGCAUGUGGUUGUCGGUUUAUGAUUAAGUGUGAACAACAACGAGUAGAAGAAGAUAAUUGGGUUAUUGAGUUGCUUCAUGAUCGUGGCACACAUAAUCACACAUUGAUUGUAUAUCCCGAGGGUCACCAUGGUGUUAGUGGUCUUAGUCAGGGUGCAAAGGAAGUUGUUCGCGAGAUGAACGAUGCACAAGCUAAGCCAAAAAAUAUUAUGGUGGCCAUUAAAAACAAGUUUCCAGAUGAACAUCCCAACAUGAGGCACAUUUACAACUUCAAAGAAAAGAUGAGACGAGAAGGUUCAGAAGGAAGAAACGUUGCUGAGCAGAUGUUGCAUCUAGCCAGAGAGCACGACUACAUAAACUGGGUCUCUUGCAGUGACCGUACGAGUAAAGUCAUAAACCGCGCAUUCUUAGCUCACCCUGCAAUGGUGGAGGUGUUACGCACAUAUCCACUGGUUAUUGGUUUGGAUUCGACGUACAAGACUAACAGAUAUGGAUUUCCUUUCUUGGAGAUUGUUGGUGUGACACCGACAAAUCAGAAUUUCCUAAUCGCCUAUGCAUUUAUGAAAGACGAGACUGCAGCGAGCUACCGUUGGGUGUUACAGAAGUUGAAGCUGCUCCUCGGGGAUGGUGUCAUUCCCUCGGCAAUAUUGACGGACAAAGAGGGUGGUCUAAUGAGACCUGUUGCCGAGGUUUUUCCAAAUUCCAGACAUUUGCUAUGUACUUGGCAUAUCAACAACGACGUGGAGGCCCGCGUAUCAUUUUUGUGCAACAAGAACAAGGACGUUGGUCGGGCGUUCAAGAACGGAGUUUGGAAAAGAAUCAUGGAGGCGUCGACUGUGGAAGAAUAUGACCGUGCAGUUGCAAGAAUGGAAGAUCGCUAUGUAAGAUGGCAGAGCGUUAUCUAUUAUGUGCACAACACAUGGCUUACUGAUCAUAGGCAGAUGUUUGUUCUAGCUUGGACGAAUGAGGUCCUUCACUUUGGAAACAUAACGACUUGUAGGGUCGAGAGUCAACACUCUGUCGUAAAGAGUUGGCUUGGAAGUUCGCAAGGGUCACUGGACACUGUUUUUAGAAAAGUGCAUGCUUCUAUCAUUAACCAAGUUACAGAGAUUAAAAAUGGAUUAGAGAGUUCAAGGCGGCGACAUGGUGCGUUAUUCAAGAGUUAUCUAUACCAACACCUUGUUGGUCGUGUGUCCCAUCAUGCUUUGGAGCUUAUUUUGGAAGAACAUACGAGGAUGCGACAGUUAAGUACCGAAGUUUUUGAGAGGUGUGGUUGUGCUAAAUUGUCCACUCAUGGACUCCCAUGUGCUUGCAACAUAUAUAUGGCGGUCCAAGGUGGAGUUGGUUUGUAUCUUGACCUUGUCCAUCGAUUUUGGAGGACCUUGGAGAUCGGAGAUGGGGCAGACAUUCCUGAGUUUGUGGAGGAGUCCGCACAAGUCGUUGAGCUAUUCCGAUCCCUUGUCGAUGACGUGUUAGCUCGAGAUAUUGCAGUUGUCCGAGAUAUUUCGAGAAUCGUUCACGAUGAGUUGCAUCCCGAGAAUGCGGGUUUUGAGGAACCGGAACCCAACUUAACUAGGAGAGGGAGACCAAGGAAACAAAGAAACUCCACUACAAGGAAUCUCAGUUUUGUCGAACAUGUGCGUAAUAUGGGUCCUCGUCGGAGUUGUGAUCAAGGGUCGUCGUCAAUGAGCACCCAACAAACGAGGUCCUCAUUAGGAAGCUAUAUGAGCAUUGAUCUAAUCCCGCCUGGUUUCAAAGAGUGGUUACCUCAAUUCAUGUUGCAGUAUAUUAGAGGAUACUGUGAUGUAAUCCCUGACGGGAACUGCGGAUUCCGAUGUGCCGCAGAGUUUUUCUUGGGUGAUCAAGAACGAUAUGGUGAGAUUCGAUCAAUGCUUGUUGGAGAGAUCGGAAAGCUUGAACAAUACCGCCAUGUAUACCGUCCUGAUUCUAUUGCUAAUGUCUCGUGGCGUAUAAAUUGGAGAGGUGGAUGGUGUGGAGAGGAACAUUGGAUGAUUACCGAUUGUGACUUGUGGCCUCUUGCCACACACUUCAAUGCGGUCGUUGUCAUCUUGAGUAUCGGCAAUCGUGGUGGUUUAUUUCCUAACUUCACUAUUCUUCCAUUGGAAAACAGGUAUGAAUCCACGAGGCCAACCAAAGAUAUCGUGUUGGCAUUUGUAAAUACCAAUCACUAUAUUCUUCUGGAUUUGACUCCUGAUUUUCCGUUACCAACCAUUCCAUCGCGUUGGAGAGAAUUGGCAGAUUAUAGCGUUCUUGAAUGGGAAUCAAGAUAUCAGACUAGGAGACAAGCUUGGGAUCGAUAUUCAGAUGAGUUUAAUUUUAGGAGGGGUAGAUCAUAG
Molecule: messenger RNA, 2625 nt
Organism: Spinacia oleracea (spinach)
Lineage: Eukaryota; Viridiplantae; Streptophyta; Magnoliopsida; Caryophyllales; Amaranthaceae
Exons: 4
Coding region: 1-2625 (874 amino acids)
Source: RefSeq, a predicted model, not a curated record